Prunus armeniaca (apricot) is the source of this 483-nucleotide messenger RNA. The record is from the annotation of a GenBank genome assembly. Lineage: Eukaryota; Viridiplantae; Streptophyta; Magnoliopsida; Rosales; Rosaceae.
AUGUGGAAUGUUACCGACAAUGGCGUACUAUGGGUAGAUGAGCUCCCUGGAGUACUAUGGGCUUAUCGAACCACCAAGCGAAGAUCAACUGGCAAAGCCCCGUUUUCCCUCGCCUAUGGAACUGAAGCGAUCAUUCCUCCUCAUGUUACUGCCCCCUCUAUAAGCAUUGAAGUGGGCAGUAUUGAGAAGAACUCCGAGCAGAUGAGUCUUAACCCUGACUUACUUGAAGGCAAACGCGAGAAGGCCAUUGUUCAAGUCGCCUCCUAUCAACAGCGGUUGAAGUCUUACUACAACAAAAGAGCCAAGAUCAGACAGUUUCAACGAGGCGACCUUGUGCUAAGAAAGGCCUUCAUCACUACGCAAAGACAAGGGUCUAAAAAGAUGAAACCCAAUUGGGACGACCCUUACGUAAUCAGCCGGUUCGGGGGCAGAGGAAGCUAUACGCUUGAUACCAUAGAAGGGAAGGAGAUUCUGCGACAAUAG